UUCUUUUCGAGCCUUUUGGGAGCCAUUCCUCGCUCCAGGGAAUGCUCUGGAUUUUUUGGGAAUGUUCAUGGGGGGAUGGGGCCAUCCUGAUGCUUCCAUGUCCCUCCAGGUACAAAAACAGGACAGAAACCAGGAAUGUGGGAUUUUUGGGGAAUGCUGAGCCUUCUUUCCAUGCCUUUUGGGAACCAUUCCAGCACUGGGAGAAUUAUUUGGAUGUUUCAGGAAUGUUCAUGUGGGAAUGGGCCCAUCCUGAUCUUUCCAUGUCCAUGGUAAAAAUGCAAGAACAACCAGGAAUGUGGGGGGUUUUUGGGAAUAUCGAUCCCUGCGUUUUCCCAUAGAUGUCAUGGCAGGAAAAACAGAUUGGGAACGCGAGAACAACAGGGAAUGUGGGGGUUUUUUUUGGGAAUGCUGAGCCUUCUUUUCAUGCCUUUUGGCAGCCAUUCCUCGCUCCAGGGGAUGCUUUGGAAUUCUCGGGAACGUUCACGUGGGAAUGGUUCCACCAGAUAAAAACGACAGAACAACCGGGGUUUUGUUUUUUCUUUUUUUUUUUCCUUUUUUUUCUUUUUUUUUUUUUUUGGGAAUGCCGAUCCCUGCGUUCUUCCUGCAGAUGUCAUGGCGGCCGCAGUACCGCAGCUCCAAGUUCCGGAAUGUUUACGGGAAGGCAGCGAGCCGCGAGCACUGCUUCGACGGAAUUCCCAUCACCAAGAACGUCCACGACAACCAUUUCUGUGCCGUCAACGCGCGCUACCUGGCCAUCGUCACCGAGAGCGCCGGCGGCGGCUCCUUCCUCGUCAUCCCGCUGGAGCAGACCGGCCGGAUCGAGCCGAACUAUCCCAAAGUUUGUGGUCACCAGGGAAACGUGCUGGACAUCAAAUGGAAUCCCUUCAUUGAGAACAUCAUCGCCUCCUGCUCUGAGGACACCUCGGUGCGGAUCUGGGAGAUUCCGGAGGGCGGGCUGAAGCGGAACAUGACGGAGGCAGUGCUGGAGCUGUACGGACACAGCCGGCGGGUCGGGAUCGUGGAGUGGCACCCGACCACCAACAACAUCCUCUUUAGCGCCGGCUACGACUACAAGGUGCUGAUCUGGAACCUGGACAUCGGCGAGCCGGUGAAGAUGAUCGACUGCCAUGCGGACGUGAUCCUCUGCAUGUCCUUCAACACCGACGGCAGCCUCCUGGCCACCACCUGCAAGGACAAGAGGCUGCGUGUGCUGGAGCCGCGCUCCGGGAGGGUCCUGCAGGAGGCCAGCUGCAAGAACCACCGUGUCAACCGCGUGGUUUUCCUGGGAAGCACCAAACGGCUCCUGACCACAGGAGUCUCCCGCUGGAACACCCGGCAGAUCGCCCUCUGGGACCAGGAGGAUUUAUCCAUGCCCCUGAUCGAGGAGGAGAUCGAUGGGCUCUCGGGGCUCCUCUUCCCGUUCUACGAUGCCGACACCCACAUGCUGUACCUGGCUGGGAAGGGUGACGGCAACAUCCGGUACUACGAGAUCGGCUCGGAAAAGCCCUACCUGAGUUAUCUCAUGGAAUUCCGCUCCCCGGCUCCGCAGAAAGGGCUGGGGGUGAUGCCAAAGCACGGCCUGGACGUCUCCGCCUGCGAAGUUUUCCGGUUCUACAAACUCAUCACCCUCAAGGGGCUCAUCGAGCCCAUCUCCAUGAUCGUCCCGAGGCGGUCGGAGACAUACCAGGAGGACAUUUAUCCCAUGACUCCAGGCACGGAGCCGGCCCUGACCCCGGACGAGUGGCUCAGCGGGGUCAACAGAGAUCCCAUCCUGAUGUCGCUGAAGGAGGGAUACAAGAGGAAUUCCAAGAUUGUCUUCAAGGCACCGGUGAGGGAGAAGAAGAGCGUGGUGGUCAACGGGAUUGACCUCCUGGAGAACGUCCCGCCCCGCACGGAGAAUGAGCUGCUUCGGAUGUUCUUCCGGCAGCAGGACGAGAUCCGGCGGCUGAAGGACGAGCUCUCGCAGAAGGACAUUCGGAUCCGGCAGCUGCAGCUGGAAUUAAAGAACUUCCGGAACAGCCCCAAGAACAAUUGA
This is a messenger RNA of Cinclus cinclus, 2035 nucleotides long. It is a transcript of the gene CORO2B, whose product is annotated as coronin 2B. The coding region runs from base 491 to 2035 and encodes 514 amino acids. The record is from RefSeq and is a predicted model, not a curated record. Gene Ontology annotation, biological process: actin filament organization. NCBI's taxonomy places the organism in Eukaryota, Metazoa, Chordata, Aves, Passeriformes, Cinclidae. The transcript is spliced from 11 exons. Gene Ontology annotation, molecular function: actin filament binding.